UUCAUUUCCCUCCGGUCAAAAUUGAUCACGGUCCAAAGCAAAUCAAAAGCAAUGUUCAACUGCCGUCAAUGGGGGUUACAAGCAAAGCUAUAUAUGAGUUAGUAAUCAGCAGCAAUGGCAGUAACUUACCAAUUAGCUCAAACAUGGGUCUGCUUAUUUUUUUGUUGAACUGGAAAAAUUUAAUUUUUCUCACCUUAAAAUUGAAUCGGUCUAAUUUUGUGCUUUCAAGACUUUGGUGGGUCGUCAGUGUUGUGUCGUCAGUGGCUUGGUGUAUGAUGUCAAUUCUUAUGAUUUUGUCUCGUUGGCAUCAUCGACCUGUUAUUGUAAGUUUCGACGAUAAAACUACACCGAUAGCCACAAUUCCCUUUCCCGCAGUAACAGUGUGUACAACUCAAAAAUUUACACACGAUAAAGUCGAUACGAAAUUCUAUAACGAUCUCCUGAGUGAAAUUACAACCAACAAAACUGUUUUCGAACAUUUAUCGCCAGAAACCGUAAAUCGUUUUGAUGCAGUACAGCAUGUAUGCAAUAAAGACCUAAAAAAUUUAAUAGAUGGUCUUGUCGUUCCUAUAACCGAAUCGGUUUAUAAUACGAUUGAAGAAAUUGAGCCCGGCCGUAGUUCAAUCAUCCAAUUUUCUACGUUCAUCGGCCAAUUGACGUUCUUUAAGAAAAUUUUUACGGGAGAAGGUGUUUGCUACACAUUCAACUCGCUGGACUCUCGAGAAAUUUUCACGAAUGACGUCACUCCCGAAUUAAUAACUGUGAAUGAAAUAAACAGCGGUUGGAACAUUGAAAGUGGCUACGAUUCAAAUGUUGAUGAGUCCAAAGUAUAUCCGAAGCGGGUGUUUGGUUCUGGAAUGCGUUAUAUGCUUGCGUUUAUUCUCGGCAUUUCCAUUGAUGAUCCAAAUCAAUAUUGUAAUGAUUUUUCGCAUGGAUUUCGAAUUUCAUUACAUACGCCCGAUGAAUUUCCCCGGCUUCCUGACGAGUUUAUUUUUAUUCCAGUUGAUCAAGACAUAUACAUAUCAGUGAAACCGAAUGUUAUCACCACAUCGAAAGGGUUGCGCAACUAUUCACCAAAAGAUCGAGGAUGUUAUUUUAAAUCUGAACGAAAAUUACGUUUUUUCAAUGCGUAUGGUCAACAAAAUUGCGAUAUUGAAUGUGCAGCGAAUUUUACGCUAGCUUCGUGUGGUUGCGUAAAAUUUUCAAUGCCAAGAAUCAACACAACUAAGGUCUGCACCAUUGCUGACAAUCCAUGCUAUUUUAAUGCGGACGAUGAAUUCUCCAAGAACCUUAUUGUUAAAAAAUGCAACUGUUUGCCAGAUUGUACAUCGAUCACAUACGAUACAGAGAUUUCUCAAGCUCAAAAUCUGCAUUCGGCCGAAGAAAUCGCUUUAAAAGCUGCCCUCAAUGAAUCAACGAACAAUUACAACAGCAGGGUGCUAAUAAGUUUCAAAGAAAACGAUUUUAUCUCAAUCAAUCGAAAGGAAGCGUAUACAUUGGCUGAUUUCGUUGCAAGUUGUGGAGGUCUACUGGGUUUGUUCUUGGGUGUUUCACUGCUGAGCAUCGUGGAAUUCAUUUACUAUUUCACCCUGCGAUUGUGCUGUAGAAUCAGUCAACACAAACCUGUUAAGGUCAAGGCGUCAACGUGGAAAAAACGUAGCAAUUUAGAACUAUUGAAAAAUCAACUCGAACGACGGCGAUUUUAUUAGAAAAAUCGAUUGAAUCACAUGCAAAUGAAUUGAUGUGAUGGAGGCUAUCGUGUACUUGUUCAAUUUGGCUCAUUCAUUUUUUUAUUAUGAUUAUAUAAUGACACGACUAGCAUGUAUUGUGUGUCUUUCACGCUUUGUAUUUGAA
This is a messenger RNA of Contarinia nasturtii (swede midge), 1854 nucleotides long. Its product is annotated as pickpocket protein 28-like. Gene Ontology annotation, cellular component: membrane. The coding region runs from base 69 to 1709 and encodes 546 amino acids. NCBI's taxonomy places the organism in Eukaryota, Metazoa, Arthropoda, Insecta, Diptera, Cecidomyiidae. The record is from RefSeq and is a predicted model, not a curated record. Gene Ontology annotation, molecular function: ligand-gated sodium channel activity. Gene Ontology annotation, biological process: sodium ion transmembrane transport. The transcript has 13 exons.